Molecule: messenger RNA, 4246 nt
Organism: Tyto alba (common barn owl)
Lineage: Eukaryota; Metazoa; Chordata; Aves; Strigiformes; Tytonidae
Gene: EXOC5
Product: exocyst complex component 5
Exons: 18
Coding region: 106-2229 (707 amino acids)
Biological process (GO): Golgi to plasma membrane transport; exocytosis
Cellular component (GO): cytoplasm; exocyst
Source: RefSeq, a predicted model, not a curated record
GGCGGCGCCGCGGCGGCUGCUGCUGGUGCCGGGGCGGCGGGACACAAUGGGCGGCAGCGGCGGGGCGGCGGGUCGCUGAGGGGUCCCGCCGUCCUCCCUCAGGCCAUGGCUGCCACGGCCGAGCUCUUCGAGGAGCCUUUUGUGGCAGAUGAAUACAUUGAACGCCUGGCAUGGAGAACACCUGGAGGAGGUUCCAGAGGUGGAGAAGCUUUUGAUCCGAAAAGAUUAUUGGAAGAAUUUGUAAAUCAUAUCCAAGAAUUACAGGUAAUGGAUGAAAGGAUUCAGAGAAAGGUGGAGAAACUAGAACAGCAAUGCCAGAAGGAAGCAAAGGAAUUUGCCAAGAAAGUACAAGAGCUGCAGAAAAGCAACCAGGUUGCCUUCCAACAUUUCCAAGAACUAGAUGAGCACAUCAGCUAUGUAGCAACUAAGGUCUGUCACCUUGGCGACCAACUGGAGGGGGUAAACACGCCACGGCAACGGGCUGUGGAGGCUCAGAAGCUGAUGAAAUACUUUAAUGAGUUUCUGGAUGGAGAGCUGAAGUCUGAUGUUUUUACAAACUCUGAAAAGAUUAAAGAGGCAGCUGAUAUUAUUCAGAAACUGCAUUUGAUUGCACAGGAACUGCCUUUUGACAGGUUUUCUGAAGUAAAAUCAAAGAUAGCAAGUAAGUACCAUGAUUUAGAGUGCCAGCUAAUUCAGGAAUUUACCGGUGCACAGCGGAGAGGUGAAAUUUCCAGAAUGAGAGAAGUAGCAGCAGUUUUGCUUCAUUUUAAGGGCUAUUCCCAUUGCGUUGAUGUGUACAUAAAACAGUGUCAAGAGGGUGCAUUCCUGAGGAAUGACGUCUUUGAAGAUGCAGCCAUUCUCUGCCAGCGAGUGAAUAAGCAAGUUGGAGAAGUCUUUAGCAAUCCAGAGACUGUGCUAGCCAAACUCAUUCAAAAUAUCUUUGAAGUAAAACUUCAGAGUUAUGUAAAGGACCAGCUAGAAGAACACAGGAAAUCAGAUGCAGAACAGUAUCUUAAGAAUCUCUAUGAUCUAUAUACAAGAACUACUAAUCUGUCAAGCAAAUUGAUGGAAUUUAACUUGGGUACUGAUAAGCAGACUUUCUUGUCUAAGCUUAUCAAAUCCAUUUUCAUUUCCUACUUGGAGAAUUACAUUGAGGUGGAAAUCGGUUAUUUGAAAAGUAGGAGUGCUAUGAUUCUGCAACGCUAUUAUGAUUCCAAAAACCACCAGAAGAGGUCCAUUGGCACUGGAGGUAUUCAAGACCUCAAAGAGAGAAUAAGGCAACGUACAAAUUUACCAUUGGGGCCAAGUAUUGACACACACGGAGAAACUUUUCUGUCACAAGAAGUGGUGGUUAACCUUUUGCAAGAAACUAAGCAAGCUUUUGAAAGGUGUCACAGGCUCUCUGAUCCAUCGGACUUACCGAAGAACGCUUUCAGAAUUUUUUCUAUGCUUGUAGAGUUCUUAUGUACUGAACACAUCGAUUAUGCAUUAGAAACAGGCCUUGCUGGCAUUCCCUCUUCUGAUUCAAAGAACGCAAAUCUCUAUUUCUUGGAUGUUGUCCACCAGGCCAAUACUAUUUUCCAUUUAUUUGACAAGCAGUUCAAUGAUCAUCUGAUGCCAUUGAUCAGUUCUUCUCCUAAAUUAUCUGAAUGCCUGCAGAAGAAAAAGGAUAUCAUAGAACAAAUGGAAGUGAAGCUGGAUAUGGGCAUUGAUAGGACACUGAAUUGUAUGAUUGGACAGAUGAAGCACAUCUUGGCUGCAGAGCAAAAGAAGACAGAUUUUAAACCAGAAGAUGAAAACAAUGUUUUGAUUCAGUAUACCAAUGCUUGUGUUAAAGUCUGUGGCUAUGUUAGAAAGCAGGUGGAAAAGAUUAGAAAUUCUAUGGAUGGUAAGAAUGUGGACACAGUUUUGAUGGAGCUUGGAGUUCGUUUUCAUCGACUUAUCUAUGAGCACCUGCAGCAAUAUUCCUACAGUUGCAUGGGAGGCAUGUUAGCCAUUUGUGAUGUUGCUGAAUAUCGGAAGUGUGCCAAAGACUUCAAGAUUGCGCUGGUGUUACAACUCUUUGAUACCUUGCAUGCACUUUGCAAUCUUCUGGUUGUAGCCCCGGAUAAUUUAAAGCAAGUUUGCUCAGGAGAACAACUUGCUAAUCUGGACAAAAACAUCCUUCACUCCUUUGUUCAGCUGCGUGUUGAUUAUAGGUCUGCUCGUCUCGCUCGUCACUUCAGCUGAGAGCAUGGAAAGAAAAUUUGUACCUUUGGGCAGGCCUCGGUUGUUAGAAAGCACAGGGAAUGAUUUCUUACCAAACCACAGUUGUAACUUUUGUGGGAUAAUGACUGUUCAGAAUAAAGCAGCAGCCAUAUUUAAACAUGACUAUGUAGAAGGUGAGCAGGUAAAAAUCUGGAUAAUAUUUCAUAUAAGCUAAAAUUCUCCCAGUGAAGAAUUUUGCAAAUCUACUUGCUACUGAUUUUUUUUAUUGGCAACAUGUCAGUGUAGGAAAGCAAGUGGUGCAUUGAAAGUCUUUUAGUCUUCAAUACUGAAUUAUCAGAUACCGUUUGUUAGACUUGAACUACAGAGCAUAGCAUAGGUAAUGGAUUACAUAGAAUAGACCAGUGUAAAAACAUUCUUCAUCAAUUUUAAUGACUUAGACUUCAGCACAGCUAAUCAUAAUCAAAUUAUCUUUGAUUGGUGUUUCUAAGUCAUUUCUUAUAUUUAAAAACGUUAUCCUGCUCAAUGUAAUUUCUUGCUCUAAUUAAUUAGCUUGGAAUUUCUUUGAGAUGUAGGAGUAAAAGCAACACUAUCCCAGAAAGAUGUAAUUUAUUCAUUGUGUAGCAUUCUAAACAGAACUAAAGUGUUGAAAAGUUUGAGGGUUUUUCUGGUUCUUUGGCUUUGGUUUUUUGUACUUAACAGUCUAGGGCCCACCAGAAUGUAUUGGCAUUGUAUGACCUGAUAUUACUGUUUGUUUGAUACCUGCACACUGAAUUUUAUAUAUGCUCCUAAAGUAAAUGCAGCUGCCUUGCCUAAGGCCACCUUAUUACAAGGUGAAGGUGCCCAUUGUGAGGUUAAUAUAAGAGAACUUUCUCCUGUCUCUUGUUUUGUAUGUAAAUAAAUUCAAAUUAUGAUGAAGUAAAAGGAUAAAAUGUAGCCCAGUUUUUCACGUGUGGGAAGAAUGGAUGGCAGCUCUAGCAGAAAUCUAGAGUUGAAAAUUCCUGUGCUGAAGAUAAUUGAUCCUCAGUGCCUGAGCAAUAUAAAAUGUUGAAGUGUGUGAAAGCUUUUCUUCCACUGAUUAUAAUUUUAAUAUCAGAGACCGGCUACUUUUGUGUCCAUUAUGCUGGAGCAUUUAUUCAGGGUGGUUCUGAGAUGAACCCAUAGUGUGCAUAGAGUGAAUUGAAGCAACAGUGAUGUUUGAAACACCGAACUUUUCCACAUCAUCCCUGAACAAAUCCCUGACUUACAUCAUCCCUGAACAAAUCAUCUGUAACAUUUUAUUUCUACUAUGGGCUCAGCGUAUGUUAUGGAAACUUCCUUCUCUCCCAUCUUCAGAGCAGCAUUUCUAUAAACUCACUUUAUGGAUUGGUCGAAUAAAAUUCUGUUCCUUUUUCGUUAAUUAAUUCCCAGAUGUAUUCACUAUUGACAGACUUGUAUGGAACUUCUCUUGGUUAGUUGAGGUUCUUCUGCUUCAUUUUAUAUUUAGCAGGGCAUUAUUUCAGUAAACAAGAGAACGGAUGCCAGACUGUCUCAGAGUAUUUGGGGAGACUGGCUGCUUUGAGCUGCGUAGCUCUAUUCCUUGGCCAUGGCAAAGCCACAAAGAGUUGUGGACACUGGAGGAGGCACAUGCUUGUACUGCUGCCAUUUUUUUUUUUUUUUUUAAAAAGCUCUGAUGUGAAUUCAGAUGAUACCUCUCUGUUACCUCUGUAACUGAAAGCCAACAAUCUUAAGGCUGUGGUUUUAUUAACCAAUACAAAAAUAUUUCUACAAAAAAGUGUCAAUUUGUAAACACUUCAGAACAGUGAACGUCAUCUUAAGAUCCCAGAUCCCAGAAGUGCUUCAGAGUUCAUUGUAUGAUUGACUUAUUUUAAGGUUGUAUGAAAUGUAUUUACCAUAUUUCUUGCUUUAUUAGCUGUGUUUUCCAUGCAUAUGCUCAGUGCAGUAUUUUCAGUAUGCGUGUUAACAGGAGGCAGCAAAAAGUAGGUGGAUACUUAAACUUAGAUAUGUAAACUCUUCCUCAAUAAAAAGAAUUCCCUCCAGA